UAGGAGGCUGGGCCUGCGGGAGGGGGUGGUGGUCCGUUAGUGGCGUCGGCCUCUGGCCGCGGUGGUCGCGGUUCGUCGUUUGCUCGCCCGGAGCUGCUCAGGCUGGAGGCCAGCUAGCUCUUGCCGCCGCCUCGGUCGCGAUGGGGGCGCAGGACCGGCCGCAGUGCCACUUCGACAUCGAGAUCAACCGGGAGCCGGUUGGUCGCAUUAUGUUUCAGCUCUUCUCAGACAUAUGUCCAAAAACAUGCAAAAACUUCCUUUGCCUAUGCUCAGGGGAGAAAGGCCUUGGGAAAACAACUGGGAAGAAGUUAUGUUAUAAAGGUUCUACAUUCCAUCGUGUGGUUAAAAACUUUAUGAUUCAGGGUGGGGACUUCAGUGAAGGUAAUGGAAAAGGUGGAGAAUCAAUUUAUGGUGGAUAUUUUAAAGAUGAAAACUUUAUUCUCAAACAUGACAGAGCGUUCCUUUUGUCAAUGGCAAAUCGAGGGAAACAUACCAAUGGUUCCCAGUUUUUCAUUACCACAAAACCUGCUCCACACCUGGAUGGGGUCCAUGUUGUCUUUGGACUAGUUAUUUCUGGUUUUGAAGUAAUUGAACAAAUUGAAAAUCUGAAAACUGAUGCUGCAAGCAGGCCUUAUGCAGAUGUGCGAGUUAUUGACUGUGGGGUGCUUGCCACGAAAUCAACAAAAGAUGUUUUUGAGAAAAAAAGGAAGAAACCAACUCAUUCAGAAGACUCGGAUUCAUCUUCCAAUUCCUCUUCCUCGUCUGAAUCAUCUUCAGAAAGUGAAAUUGAACACGAGAGAAGCAGAAGAAGGAAACAUAAGAGGAGGCCAAAAGUUAAACAUUCUAAAAAGAGACGAAAGGAAGCAAGCAGUUCAGAAGAGCCAAGGAAUAAACAUAUAAUGAGCCCAAAGGGUCACUCUGAGAGGAGUGAUACCAAUGAAAAACGGGCAGUCGAUUCAAAUGCUAAAAGGGAAAAGCCUGUGGUUCGCCCAGAAGAGAUUCCUCCUGUGCCUGAGAACCGAUUUUUACUGAGAAGAGAUAUGCCUCUUGUCACGGUGGAACCUGAACCGAAGAUUCCUGAUGUUACACCCAUCGUAAGUGAUCAGAAACCAUCUGUAUCGAAGUCUGGACGGAAGAUUAAAGGAAGGGGCACAAUUCGCUAUCACACACCUCCAAGAUCCAGACCCUGUUCUGAGUCGGAUGACGAUGACAGCAGUGAAACUCCUCCUCACUGGAAAGAGGAAAUGCAGAGGUUGAGAGCAUAUAGACCACCCAGUGGGGAAAAAUGGAGCAAAGGAGAUAAGUUAAGUGACCCCUGUUCAAGCCGAUGGGAUGAAAGAAGCUUGUCCCAGAGAUCCAGAUCAUGGUCCUAUAAUGGAUAUUAUUCAGAUCUUAGUACAGCAAGACACUCUGAUGGUCACCGUAAAAAACGCAGAAAAGAGAAAAAGGUUAAGCAUAAAAAGAAAGCUAAAAAGCAGAAACAUUGCAGAAGACACAAACAGACUAAGAAGAGAAGGAUUAUUGUACCAUCUGACAUAGAAUUCUCAAAAUCUUCCACCCGACGAAUGAAAUCUUCUUGUGAUAGAGAAAGGAGAUCUCGUUCUUCCUCGGUAUCAUCUCAUCAUUCAUCAAAGAGGGACUGGUCUAAAUCUGAUAAGGAUGAACAGAGCUCUUCAACCCAUUCCAGCAGAGACUCAUACAGAUCAAAAUCUCACUCACAGUCUUACUCUAGAGGAAGCUCAAGAUCAAGAACUCCAUCAAAAUCCUCAUCACAUUCUCGAAGUAGAUCAAAGUCCAGAUCUAGUUCCAAGUUGGGGCACCAAAGGACAGCAUCAAAAUCACCAAGAAAAACUGCCUCUCAGUUAAGUGAAAAUAAACCAGUUAAAACAGAACCUUUAAGAGCAACAGUGCCACAAAAUGAAAACAUUGUAGUACAACCAGUGGUAGCAGAAAAUAUUCCUGUAAUACCACUGAGUGACAGUCCCCCUCCUUCAAGGUGGAAGCCCGGACAGAAGCCCUGGAAGCCCUCUUAUGAGCGAAUUCAGGAAAUGAAAGCUAAAACAACUCAUUUGCUGCCCAUCCAAAGCACUUAUAGUUUAGCAAAUAUUAAAGAGACUGAUAGUUCAUCAUCCUACCAUAAAAGAGAAAAAAAUUCAGAAAGUGAUCGGAGUGCUUAUUCAAAAUACAGUGAUAGAAGUUCAGAAAGUUCACCAAGGUCAAGGAGCAGAUCUUCUAGGAGUAGGUCUUAUUCUAGAUCAUACACAAGGUCACGAAGUCUAGCUAGUUCACAUUCAAGGUCCAGGUCUCCCUCAUCCAGAUCUCAUUCACGAAAUAAAUAUAGCGAUCAUUCACAGUGUAGUAGAUCAUCUUCAUACUCUUCUCUUAGCAGUGAUGAUGCAAGACGAGCCAAGAGAAAAUUUAGAUCCAAUGGGAAAAACAAUAACGCUUCAAAUAAAAGAUACAGCAGCAGCUCUGAAAAGACACUUCGCAAUAAAUAUGUCAAAGGCAGAAGCAAGUCUUCAUGUCAGAGAAAGUAUAGCGAAAGCAGAUCAUCUUUAGAUUAUUCUUCAGACAGUGAACAGUCAAGUGUUCAGGUUACACAGUCAGCCCAGGAAAAAGAGAAGCAAGUCCAAAUGGAAAUGAAUAAUAAACAAGAGAAAAACAGAGAUGAAGAGAAAUCCAAGCCUGAAUGGGAAUGCCCUCGUUCAAAAAAAAGAACUUUGAAAGAAAAUCUUUCUGAACACUUUAGAAAUGGCAGUAAGCCCAAAAGGAAGAAUUAUGCUGGGAGUAAAUGGGACUCGGAGUCAAAUUCUGAACGAGAUGUAACUAAAAGCAGUAAAAAUAAUUCCCGGCCAUCUUCUGAUAAGGAGGAAGGUGAGGCCACAUCAGAUUCUGAAUCUGAGUGUGGUGAAAUUCACAUCAAAGCCAAACCCACAGCAAAAUCUUCAGUGAAUACUUCACUGCCUGAUGGUCAUGGGGCUUGGAAAUCAAGCAAACAGCGGUCAUCAACCUCUGAUUCUGAGGGGUCCUAUUCCAAUUCAGAGAACACUAGAGGAAAGCCACGGAAGCACAAACAUGGGUCAAAGGAAAAUCUUAAAAGGGAACACACUAAAAAAGUGAAAGAGAAAUUGAAAGGGAAAAAAGACAAAAAGCACAAGGCUCCAAAACGAAAACAGGCAUUUCACUGGCAGCCUCCACUCGAAUUUGGUGAAGAUGAGGAGGAGGAAAUUAAUGAAAAGCAAGUUACUCAGGAGGCAAAAGAGAAAAAACAAGUUUCUGAAAACAGUGAAACCAUAAAAGAAAAUAUUCCCAAAACGGAGAAGUCUUGUGAAGAUGGCAACCUUUCGGGUAAACGUAAUACAGUAACACUUCCAUCAGAUAUUGAUCAGCCUACUAAAGAUGACAGUAAACUCGGCAUUUCUCCCACAGCUUUAAAUACUGAGGAAAAUGUACCCAGUUCUCCCCAAAACAUUCAGCAUAUUGAAGAAAGUGUCCCAAGCGGAGUGGAGGACGUGCUUCAAACAGAUGAUAACAUGGAGAUUUGCACACCUGAUAGGAGUUCCCCAGCAAAGGUAGAGGGGGCCUCCCCUCUGGGAAAUUCAAGGCUUGACACCCUGGAUAUAAACGUUCUAAAGCAGGAUAUAUCAACAGAGCAUCCUGAAGCAGAGGUGGUAAAACAGGAAAGCAGCAUGUCGGAAAGCAAAAUGAUGGGUGAAGUGGGGAAACAGGACAGCCCCUCUGCUAGCUUGGCCAGUGCUGUAGAAAGCACUGUUGUGAAGAGGGAGGUGGCUGAGAAGAGCCAGAUCAGCCUCAUGGAUAAUAAAUGGAAGCCCCUGCAAGGUGUGGGGAACCUGGCAGCACCGACUGCUGUCACAUCCAGUGCUGUGGAAGUUAAGGCAUUGAGUAGUGUGCCUGAAAUGAAACCACAAGGCUUGAGAAUAGAAAUUAAAAGCAAAAAUAAAGUUCGGCCUGGGUCUCUCUUUGAUGAAGUAAGAAAGACAGCACGCUUAAACCGGAGGCCACGAAAUCAGGAGAGUUCAAGUGACGAGCAGACACCUAGUCGAGAUGGUAAUAGCCAGUCCAGGAGUCAAAGUAGAUCUCGAAGUAAAUCUGAAACCAAAUCAAGACACAGAACAAGGUCUGUCUCCUACAGUCACUCAAGAAGUCGUUCACGAAGUUCCACGUCAUCUUAUCGAUCAAGAAGCUACUCUAGAAGUCGGAGCAGAGGAUGGUACAGCAGAGGCCACACCAGAAGCCGGAGCAGUUCCUACCGCAGUUACAAAAGUCAUAGGACGUCCAGCAGGAGCAGAUCCAGGAGCAGCUCGUAUGAUCCCCACAGUCGGUCCAGCAGGUCCUACACUUAUGAUAGCUACUAUAGCAGGAGUCGGAGUCGAAGUAGAAGCCAGAGGAGUGACAGUUACCACCGAGGCAGAAGUUACAACAGGCGGUCCAGGAGUUGUAGAUCUUAUGGCUCUGACAGUGAAAGUGACCGAAGUUACUCUCAUCACCGGAGUCCCAGUGAAAGCAGCAGAUAUAGUUGAAAAUGUCCCCUUUUUUGAUACCAAUUAUCUCUUACUUGUAAACAUCUGGUAACUUAAAAGUUUAAGAAACUUAAUGGCAGUCUGUUGUUCUAUUUCAAUAUUAGAGAUGAAUUUCAAAAAUAGACACUUCUUGUUAAUUUUCAUUUACAUGUGUGUAGAAUUUAAAAUACAGAUAUGUCUCCUAAAAAUAUUUUUAUGCCACAUUUUACAGUAGCCAACUACAGAAAUGAAUUUCAUUUUCUUGAAUCAAGAAAUCAUGAAAUAUAAGUAUAAUUUGCAAUAUUAUUUUAGAUAGACUAUUUCUCUCCAUCUCAUGUAUUCCUUAGAAUACAGAUUCUUUUCACCCAUUUUUCAGGUUUUAGCAUAUAUGCUGCCAAGUGUAGAACUGUGGAGAACUGUUAAAGGUGGCCAAAUAUUUAUAUACCAGUUACACAGAGUCUUAUACAUAUGUGCUCUUAAAAAGAAACCACCCAGAAUUGAUACUGAUGGUAGCCAGGAAUAGAGGCAGUGGCUCUGGGUUCUUAACUCAUUCCUUACUUCUGUGUUGUCUCAGAGGAUCAGGAAGGUGGUCAUCAGACAGCCCACUGUCUGUAUUACUGCAGUGGCGGGUAUGGUUAAGAAGAAUAAAUCAGCCUUAACUAUAAAUACUGGCACUGUCUCUAAGGACUUAAUGUUUUAUGUGCUUUUUAAUCAAUGCUAUCAGAAGUUUAGAUUGUAAAAAACAAUUCUACUCCAAUUCAUGCUUUGGUGCUUGGUACCUUUUGGUGCCUCUAAGCGUUAUUCUUAUAUAUUAUACAUUAGAAUCUCAUGAGAGAGAGAGAGAAGAUUGUUUUUUUUUAAUUCAUUGGCACCAAACAUGAUUCCUUCUGAGCUGUAUUCCUUUUGGAUAUUUGGGGGUGUGGGCUGGGGGUCCCCUGGAGCAAGCAGGAUUGGCAUAGAGGGUUGUAUGGCCACUCAGGUCUACUGCACAUAACUGAUGUCUGUGCCUCUGAAACAGUGGAUUGAUGAAUGGACUUCAGAAGUAACACCAAAGUCUAACUGCCAACAUCCUGGAGACAUUUCGCAGGACUUUACUUUUAAGUCUUUUAAGUAAGAGAUAUACCACAACAGCAGUUGAAGUGUUCUAAGCACCAGCAUGUUUUUCCUGUUUCCACUGUGACCUACACUGAGUCAAUGAAGCCUUGCAUGACAUGAGUAAACCCAAGACAACAGACAGGGGAAGAGAGGUGUACGGCACUACAUAAAUUACACAUUUUCACAGUUUUGGGUGGUUCCUCCAAAAAUGAUUUGACCUGUAAAAACUGAUGUGAUUAUUUUUUUAAUCUCUAGUUUGAGUUUUUUUUUUCCCCAAGUGUACUUAAUCACCUUAGUGCCAGUUUAAUCCAGUUGUGCAGAAGAAAUUCAUAUUGGAUGUUUGAUGUAGCACUCUGUGCCAUCCUACCCCAGGCCUUGCCUGGGGUACUUGGGAAGUGGACAGGAGCCCUCAUUUGGAGGGAUCUGACAGCCCUUGAUGGAUGGAGGGGUGACCUUGGAUGUAUUAAAACCCUUGCCCAUAAAAGGUUCAUAAACAGGGUUAAAUGGUCAGUUGUUUGCCAGAUUGAUAGACGAGAGUACAUGAGAAAACAGGAUGUAAGUCAAACAAACAUACUUGCUAGUGAAUAUGAAACAAUGUGUGAUUCAAAUGAAGGGUUUUCAAAAGUUGCCUGCAAAGGAGAAUAUUGCUUUAAGAGUACUCAGUGGAAAAAACUGCAUUCAGAACCCAAACAGAAAGUGCCAAAUCUAACUAGGUUAAGAAAAUUACCCUUGGGCAUUGUAUUAGUUUUCUAUUGCUGUUUAACAAAUUAGCCCAAACUUAGCACCUUAAAACAACACCCAUUUCUUAGCUCACAGUUCUGUAGCUCAGGAGUCCGGCACAGGAUGGCUGGAUUCUCUGCUCAGGGUCUCACAAGGCUAAAAUCAAGGGUCAGCAGGGCAGCAUUCCUUAAUGGAGACUCUGGGCAAGAUUCUGCUUCCUGGUUCAUUCAGGUUGUUGGCAGUAUUCAGUUCCUUGCUGGCUGUCAGCCGGGGACCUCUCCCUCAGCUCGUUAGGGCUCCCCACAUUCCUUCUGUGUGCUCCCUCCAUCUUUGAACCAGCAAUGGCGCAUGGAGUCCUCUUCCUCGUGCUUCAAAUCUCUCUGCCUUCUUCCUCUGUUUUAAGGUUCAUGUGAUUAGAUCAAGCCCGCUCAGAUGAUAGCCUGCCUAUUUGAAGGUCAACUGUGCCAUAGAACAUAACAUAACCACAGGAGUGGUAUCAUAGUCACAGGUUCCUGGGAUUGGGGCCUGGAGUGGGGGAGGGGCAUGUUAGAAUUCUGCCUACCACAGGCAAGAAGUGCCCAAUGCCGCUGUGGGUGGAAUUUUAUCCUAAAAUGGUGGGCCCUAGAAGCCUCCUUUCUUUUCUCCAUGGAAAAGAACAGCCCUCAGCUGCAGCAUUCAACUUGUGUGUUUACUGAAUGAACUACAGAAAUAACUUUUCUUCCGAAAGGGGAUUGUUCUGUAUUUUAAGUUAUUUUUUAAUAAAAUUGAAUUAUGUUGUGAAUUGUGCUUCUUAAUAGAAAAUGCAUUAUUGGACUGUUUUUGUAACGUCCUUUACUGCAAAUGAAACAAAUGAUAUAGCUGGUAUCGUUCAAAAACUGUAGAAAAUACUUUUGUAAAUAUUGACAAUGUGUAAUUUGUAUACACUUCAUUUAAAUUGCCCUAAAACUUGCAAAGGGGACCUUGUAGAAAUUAAAAUAUAUUCUUAGUCUAAGUCUGAGUCUGUGCAUGUUUCGUC
Messenger RNA from Diceros bicornis minor, 7350 nucleotides. RefSeq names its product natural killer cell triggering receptor (gene NKTR). The record is from RefSeq and is a predicted model, not a curated record. Gene Ontology annotation, molecular function: peptidyl-prolyl cis-trans isomerase activity. Bases 141 to 4541 code for a protein of 1466 amino acids. NCBI's taxonomy places the organism in Eukaryota, Metazoa, Chordata, Mammalia, Perissodactyla, Rhinocerotidae. Gene Ontology annotation, cellular component: nucleus. The transcript is spliced from 17 exons. Gene Ontology annotation, biological process: protein folding; protein peptidyl-prolyl isomerization.